Messenger RNA from Phanerochaete carnosa HHB-10118-sp, 777 nucleotides. RefSeq lists its product as uncharacterized. Lineage: Eukaryota; Fungi; Basidiomycota; Agaricomycetes; Polyporales; Phanerochaetaceae. The coding region runs from base 1 to 777 and encodes 258 amino acids. The transcript has a single exon. The record is from RefSeq and is a predicted model, not a curated record.
AUGGCACGCUGCCGUAACUGUGGCCGUGAAUUUCCUACCAGAACUGGGCUCUCCCUCCAUACUAUCAAUGUACAGGAUCCAAAAUGCAGGCAACCGCCUCUGCACUGCCAAAAUCUUGACGCGCCUUGGAAUCUUGACCCAGACCUGACAUCCCGAUCAGUUACCGGUGAUGACAGCAAGGGCAAAGGUGAUGAAGACGAAUACAGCGAGGGUAAAGAUGUUGAAGACAAUAGUCGCAGCUCACCACAGUACUUCCAAGGCGACUACUUCGGAAAUGAUUAUUCUGCCGCAGAAUUGCUUGGCUGGGGCAAGGGUGCUGCCGCUAACGGUGGCGGUGCUCCUGGAGACCAUGAAGCAGCUGAUGAUAGCACAGCCAAGAAUGGCACAUCAGAAGAUCUACCUGGAGAUGAUGCAGACCUGCUAGAAGAAGUAGGUGAAGUGAACAAAUCCCAAUGGGAGGCCCACCGCCCAUGCACUGCAUUCGAGCCUGAAUUGGAGGGCACAGAAGACGCAGCUAAGACAGCUCUUCCUGCUGUGGACAGGACGCGACGGAGACGCAUGGAAUCAGCUCUGCGAGGCAAGAUCUACAUGACGCCGUUUUUGUCUUUAGUAGCUGGUAGUCCAAUCGACUCUACAAUAGACAGCUCCUCAGGCUAUUGUCAGUACGAGGCAAUGCUUUCAGGGAACAUUGCAGCCAACAGCGUCAGCUAUGCACCUUUCAAGAGUCAGGUCAACUGGGAAGUUGCGCGUUGGGCGAAGCUGCGUGGUUCAGGAUGA